This is a messenger RNA of Postia placenta MAD-698-R-SB12, 915 nucleotides long. RefSeq lists its product as hypothetical. The transcript is spliced from 2 exons. Lineage: Eukaryota; Fungi; Basidiomycota; Agaricomycetes; Polyporales; Adustoporiaceae. The record is from RefSeq and is a predicted model, not a curated record. Gene Ontology annotation, biological process: transcription initiation at RNA polymerase II promoter; RNA polymerase II preinitiation complex assembly. The coding region runs from base 1 to 915 and encodes 304 amino acids. Gene Ontology annotation, cellular component: transcription factor TFIID complex; nucleus. Gene Ontology annotation, molecular function: protein heterodimerization activity; transcription coactivator activity.
AUGACUUCUCCUUUCGCCUCGUAUCCCGCACCAGAACGCACUUUUAUCCAGGCAAGUGUUCCUGGAACUCCAUUAGCACGAGGAGGUGCCCCAGCAGCUAGAGGAACAGCCUCCAAGCGCGGACGUAAACCGAAGGCCGCGGGCAUGGCGGGAAGCACCAUGGGUGGCGCUGCUGAACAAGCCCAGCAGCAGCCAGCGCAAUCCGCGUUGGGCUCGGAGACCGGGGGCGUGAUCAGCCUCACGGAUGUCAGUCCUGGCGGCACUGCGACUGCAGUGGACACGACACUGCCGCGUCCGGUCGGGGUGGGUGCGCCUGGCGAGGAGGACGGCGAGGGUGAGGAUGAGAUGUUGCCUGCGAUGGCCGAGGACGACUACUCUGCACAGGCAUCAUUCCAGAGUCAAUCGAAGGACAACCUGAAGUAUGCCAUGUACCGUUAUUUACUCGCAUUUGAUAAUCUAAUCGAAUUCUAUGUUCCAGAGUCCUCAUGGACAAUUUCAGUCAUGGGCAGUACGACCGAUUUGAAGCGUAUCGUCGACAUGCUCUACCUAAACAGGCUGUUCGCAAGGUUCGAGACCUUCCAUUCUGCAGAGGCGUUGAUAGUAUUUCUUACCCGGGAUCAGGUCAUUCAACAAACACUCGGACAACAAGUCUCACAGCCUGUCGCUCAAAUUGUGGCUGGCUUCGCCAAGGUGUUCGUUGGCGAGAUGGUGGAAAAGGGUUCGCAUCUCUCUUUGGCCGUUGGCUGGCUUCUCACGGGAAAUCUUGUAACAGCGCGAGCGGUGCAGGAUCGACGAGGGGAAGCCGGGCCGCUCUCGCCAGACCAUCUGCGAGAGGCCUACAGGGCGUAUCAGCAAGAAACAGGGCGCGUCGGUGCAGCACGGCCGUUGAGGGGCAAACGGCUGUUUGUGCGGUAA